This is a messenger RNA of Corylus avellana, 1592 nucleotides long. The record is from RefSeq and is a predicted model, not a curated record. Lineage: Eukaryota; Viridiplantae; Streptophyta; Magnoliopsida; Fagales; Betulaceae.
AUGGAGUACUUCACUUCUUGGGCUAUUGUUUUAGCCAUGGCAUCCCUAGCUGCUCUAGUCCUUUUCCCCUUUCGAUCCCACAAGCUAAAUCUUCCACCAGGUCCCAAACCUUGGCCCAUCAUUGGCAAUCUAAACCUUAUCGGCCCCCUCCCUCACCAGUCCCUGCAUAAAUUGUCGCAAAAAUAUGGACCAAUCAUGCAACUUAAGUUCGGAUCCUUCCCCGUUGUCGUUGCCUCAUCUCCCGACAUGGCAAAGCUGUUCCUAAAGACAUAUGAUCACAUCUUUGCCGGUAGACCCAAAACCGCCGCCGGGAAGUACACCACUUAUAACUACACCGAUAUUGGAUGGGCGCCUUACGGGCCAUAUUUGCGCCAAGGGCGGAAGAUAUAUCUCUCCGAGCUAUUUUGCACGAAAAGACUCGAGUCCUACGAGUAUAUUCGUGUCGAAGAAAGGCGUGCUCUUUUCUCACGUCUAUACGCCUUGGCUGGGAAGCCAGUCAUGGUGAAGGAGCAUCUCUCGCAACUCACUCUAAGCGUUAUUAGUAGGAUUGUAUUGGGUAAGAAGUAUUUUAGUGAAUCCGAAUCUGAAACUUCAAUUGUAACGCUCAAGGAAUUCCAAGAAAUGUUGGCCGAGUUUUUCUUGCUUAAUGGGGUGUUGAACAUCGGGGACUGGAUACCCUGGCUCGAUUUCUUGGACUUGCAGGGAUACGUGGAGCGAAUGAAGGCCUUGACGAAAAAAUUUGAUCGAUUCCAUGAGCAUGUUUUGGAUGAACACAGGGCAAAGAGAGGAGUGAAAGAUUUUGUUCCAAAGGACAUGGUGGAUUUUUUAUUGCACCUGGCUGAUGAUCCCAAUAAUGAUGUUAAGCUCACCAAUGACAAUAUCAAGGCGCUCACUCAGGAUCUCGUAGCAGGAGGCACAGAUACCUCUGCGACUACAGUUGAAUGGGGAAUGUCCGAACUCUUGAAGAAGCCACACCUCAUCAAAAAGGCUACAGAAGAGCUGGAUAGAGUUAUUGGGAAAGAGAGAUGGGUGGAAGAGAAAGAUAUCCCACAAUUUCCUUAUAUCAAUGCAAUUAUGAAGGAAACAAUGAGGAAACAGCCUGCGGCAGUAUUACUUGCUCCGCACUUGGCUCUUGAAGAUUGUAAUGUAGAUGGCUAUGAUAUUCGUAAAGGAACUAGGGUCUUCAUAAAUGCAUGGGGUAUGGGAAGAGACCCUUCAAUAUGGGAUGCACCUGAAGAUUUCAACCCGGAGAGGUUCUUAGGAAAUUCUAUUGAUGUGAAGGGACAUCAUUUUGAGCUAUUGCCAUUUGGGUCAGGGAGAAGGAUGUGCCCUGGUUAUAGCCUUGGACUGAAAAUGAUUAGCUCUAGCUUGGCUAACAUGUUGCAUGGAUUUGAAUGGAAUUUGCCAGACAAUACGGAGGCAGAAGAAUUGAGCAUGGAGGAACUUUAUGGUUUGGCCACGCCUAGAAAAGUCCCACUUGUUGCGGUCAUGAAGCCACGGCUCCCACUUCAUCUUUAUAAUUAGCAUGAAUUAUCCUUGUUGCAUCCGCUUUUAUUUUGUAAUAUAUAAUUUCCUACUUAAUUUGAGCACGA